Psammomys obesus (fat sand rat) is the source of this 4326-nucleotide messenger RNA. It is a transcript of the gene Nnt, whose product is annotated as nicotinamide nucleotide transhydrogenase. The record is from RefSeq and is a predicted model, not a curated record. Gene Ontology annotation, molecular function: NAD binding; NADP binding. The transcript is spliced from 22 exons. Bases 295 to 3555 code for a protein of 1086 amino acids. NCBI's taxonomy places the organism in Eukaryota, Metazoa, Chordata, Mammalia, Rodentia, Muridae. Gene Ontology annotation, cellular component: mitochondrial inner membrane. Gene Ontology annotation, biological process: proton transmembrane transport; NADPH regeneration.
AGCCAAAUACGCACACGUGUGUUCAUUUUCAGGCCUUGACUUCGUCCCUGAGGAAUUUGACCCCACCUCCUGUCCAGAAUGGAAAAACAACGCCCCCAUUCCCGCCCUCGGCUUCUUCCCGCUUAGGUCCUCUCCAGUUACAGAAGUUUGGAUUUUUUUUUCCUAGAGAGACGAAAGUCCGGCACAGAGAAGUUACAGCAGCCGUUCAUAUGUUCUUCUGGGACACCGGUGAGGAAAUCAUGCAAUUCACCUUCGAGGAACUGGGGAUUUGGAAACUUGGGAGUUCAAAGCAACAUGGCACAUCUGCUGAAAUCGGUGGUGACCAGCUGCUCAUGCCCUUUCCUUAGCAACUUGGGCUCCUGUAAGGGUCUAUCUGGGAAGAAAGGCUUUUUACGAACAUUUCACACUCAUCAGGCACUGUGGUGUAAAUCCCCCGUAAAACCAGGAAUUCCAUAUAAGCAGCUGACAGUUGGGGUCCCCAAGGAGAUUUUCCAAAAUGAGAAGCGAGUAGCACUGUCUCCUGCUGGUGUCCAGGCCCUGGUCAAGCAGGGAUUUAAUGUUGUUGUGGAAUCAGGAGCAGGUGAAGCUUCCAAAUUCCCAGAUGACCUCUACAGAGCGGCAGGGGCCCAAAUCCAAGGGGCGAAGGAAGUUCUGGCUUCUGAUCUGGUGGUCAAAGUAAGAGCUCCCAUGGUGAAUCCAACAUUAGGUGCUCACGAAGCCGACUUUUUAAAGCCGUCGGGGACGCUCAUUAGCUUCAUUUACCCUGCCCAAAACCCAGACUUGCUAAAUAAACUUUCUGAAAGAAAAACUACAGUUCUGGCAAUGGACCAGGUCCCAAGAGUCACGAUUGCUCAGGGGUACGAUGCUCUCAGCUCCAUGGCCAACAUUUCUGGCUAUAAAGCUGUCGUUUUAGCAGCGAAUCAUUUCGGAAGGUUUUUUACCGGUCAGAUCACAGCUGCUGGAAAAGUCCCCCCAGCUAAGAUCCUGAUAGUUGGCGGUGGCGUCGCUGGGCUGGCUUCUGCAGGUGCAGCCAAGUCAAUGGGCGCGGUUGUCCGAGGGUUUGACACAAGAGCUGCAGCUUUGGAGCAGUUCAAAUCUCUUGGUGCUGAACCCUUGGAGGUGGAUUUGAAGGAAUCUGGUGAGGGCCAGGGAGGAUAUGCGAAAGAGAUGUCCAAAGAGUUCAUUGAAGCUGAAAUGAAGCUCUUUGCUCAGCAGUGCAAAGAAGUGGACAUCCUCAUCAGCACAGCACUGAUUCCAGGUAAGAAAGCUCCUGUUUUGUUUAGUAAGGAGAUGAUCGAAUCAAUGAAGGAAGGCUCCGUUGUUGUGGAUUUAGCUGCUGAGGCUGGCGGGAACUUUGAAACCACGAGGCCAGGAGAACUGUAUGUUCAUAAGGGGAUUACUCAUAUCGGCUACACAGACCUCCCCAGCCGGAUGGCCACCCAGGCCAGCACCCUGUACUCCAACAACAUUACCAAGCUCCUGAAGGCCAUCAGCCCUGACAAGGACAAUUUUUAUUUUGAAGUGAAGGAUGAUUUUGACUUUGGUACAAUGAGUCAUGUCAUUCGAGGAACUGUGGUGAUGAAGGACGGCAAUGUGAUUUUCCCAGCUCCCACACCAAAAAAUAUUCCUGCAGAAGCCCCAGUAAAACAGAAGACAGUGGCUGAACUGGAAGCAGAGAAAGCAGGCACGGUCUCAAUGUACACGAAGACGCUGACCACAGCGUCUGUGUACGCGGCAGGUCUCACCGGGAUGCUGGGCUUGGGCAUUGUGUCCCCCAAUCUAGCCUUCUCUCAAAUGGUGACCACUUUUGGCCUGGCUGGCAUUAUUGGUUACCACACAGUCUGGGGAGUGACCCCUGCUCUCCACUCACCACUGAUGUCUGUGACUAAUGCGAUCUCAGGUUUGACUGCAGUCGGUGGGUUGGCGUUGAUGGGAGGGCAUUUUUAUCCUUCUACAACCUCCCAGAGUCUUGCUGCUCUUGCCACAUUCAUAUCGUCAGUGAACAUUGCAGGUGGCUUUCUGGUGACUCAGAGAAUGCUGGACAUGUUCAAGCGACCCACAGAUCCUCCAGAAUACAACUACCUGUAUCUGCUUCCUGGUUGUACUUUUGUGGGUGGAUAUUUAGCUACUCUCUACAGUGGUUAUAACAUCGAAGAACUCAUGUACUUGGGCUCGGGCUUGUGCUGUGUCGGAGCCCUGGGCGGCCUUUCCACUCAGGGAACAGCAAGACUUGGCAAUGCCCUGGGUAUGAUCGGGGUUGCAGGGGGCCUGGCGGCCACACUCGGAGGCCUGAAACCAGAUCCACAGUUGUUGGCUCAGAUGUCUGGAGCCAUGGCUAUGGGUGGCACCAUUGGAUUGGCGAUUGCGAAGCGCAUCCAGAUCUCUGACUUACCUCAGUUGGUUGCUGCUUUCCACAGUCUAGUGGGUUUGGCGGCAGUGCUUACGUGCAUGGCUGAGUACAUUGUAGAAUAUCCGCAUUUCGCAAUGGAUGCAACGUCAAAUUUCACCAAGAUCGUGGCCUACCUUGGCACGUACAUUGGUGGAGUCACCUUUAGUGGCUCUCUUGUUGCCUAUGGAAAAUUACAGGGUAUUCUGAAAUCAGCACCUCUGCUGCUGCCUGGAAGGCAUGCACUCAAUGCAGGCUUGCUGGCUGCCAGUGCGGCUGGGAUAAUCCCAUUUCUGGCCGACCCCAGCUUUACCACUGGCAUUACCUGUCUGGGAUCAGUGUCUGCACUCUCUACUCUCAUGGGUGUGACUUUGACAGCCGCCAUUGGGGGUGCUGACAUGCCUGUUGUCAUCACUGUGCUCAACAGCUACUCGGGCUGGGCUCUGUGUGCCGAGGGCUUCCUGCUCAACAACAGCCUGCUGACCAUUGUGGGUGCGCUCAUUGGCUCCUCCGGUGCUAUCUUGUCGUACAUCAUGUGUGUGGCAAUGAAUCGCUCCCUGGCUAAUGUGAUUCUUGGAGGCUAUGGUACAACUUCAACAGCUGGUGGAAAGCCCAUGGAAAUUUCUGGCACACAUACAGAAAUCAACCUUGACAAUGCAGUUGAGAUGAUACGGGAAGCUAAUAGCAUUGUUAUUACUCCAGGAUACGGCCUGUGCGCAGCCAAAGCUCAGUACCCCAUUGCUGACCUGGUGAAGAUGCUUACUGAGCAAGGCAAAAAUGUCAGGUUUGGAAUCCACCCAGUUGCAGGCCGAAUGCCUGGUCAGCUUAAUGUACUCCUGGCUGAGGCGGGAGUGCCCUAUGAUAUUGUGCUGGAGAUGGAUGAGAUCAACAGCGAUUUCCCAGACACUGACCUGGUUCUUGUCAUUGGAGCUAAUGACACUGUGAAUUCAGCGGCUCAGGAAGACCCCAACUCUAUUAUUGCAGGCAUGCCAGUCCUUGAGGUCUGGAAGUCCAAACAGGUCAUUGUCAUGAAGAGGUCCCUGGGUGUCGGCUAUGCUGCGGUGGACAAUCCAAUCUUCUACAAACCUAACACAGCCAUGCUUCUGGGUGAUGCCAAGAAGACAUGUGAUGCUCUGCAGGCCAAAGUUCGAGAAUCCUAUCAGAAGUGAAUGUUAGAGAUCAAGCUGGAGGAACAGAGAAAUAAGGCAUGAGUAGAUGAGCAAAGCUUUCAAGGCCCAAAAGAAGCCUAGCAAAACAACAGAGAUAUUCAAGACCAGAAACCCUUGAUUCUCAGAAAACAUUUGAAAAUUUCAUCUACCUAUUUCUAGUUGCCGUUGCCAAAAAGCAGAAGUAUUUUGUAAGCUGUGAAGAACAGCAUCAUUUUAGAUAUAAUCCUAUUGGAUUUUUAAAAUUCUCUUUUGGCAGCUAGAAAUGAGUUGAGGAGUUGAAUGUUCAGGAUUUCAGGAUGUACUUUGGUCUGAAAAGUAUUACACAGUACGAAUAUCGCAGGCACCUGCAUUUAGUUUUUUUUUUUUUUUCUUCUUCUUCACCAAAUGUGACUAAUUUGCAGCUUUUUAUCAACUCCUGCCUGUCCUUUUGCAUUGUAGCCAUAGCCUGGAUUGACCAUACCAAAUCUGUUUCAGGUUAGCAGGCUUUACUUUAGAUUCUAGAUUUCAAAGAUAUAUUUUCUCACUUCUAUUUUAAUAUGUAAAAGGACUAGAUAGCCUUUCAGAGAUGCUAGGAACUAUCUGCUUGAUAGGGUCAGUAAAACAUAACUUAAAAAUAAUUAGUUGUAUUUUUGAAAGCCUUCUUGCCAAUUGGAGGUCUCUUUAAUUUCGGUGAUUAAGUGCUCUUGAGUGUGCUGUAUCAAAUGCUGUAUUAAGUGCUUUUGAGUGGAUUGCAACCAUUUGAGGAAUAAAUGAGUUCAUCAUGUUUUCAAA